This is a messenger RNA of Periophthalmus magnuspinnatus, 4073 nucleotides long. RefSeq names its product Ca++-dependent secretion activator 2 (gene cadps2). Gene Ontology annotation, cellular component: glutamatergic synapse. Gene Ontology annotation, biological process: dense core granule exocytosis; positive regulation of exocytosis; synaptic vesicle exocytosis. The transcript has 29 exons. The record is from RefSeq and is a predicted model, not a curated record. NCBI's taxonomy places the organism in Eukaryota, Metazoa, Chordata, Actinopteri, Gobiiformes, Gobiidae. The coding region runs from base 159 to 4073 and encodes 1304 amino acids.
AAACUCGACUUAUUUCUAGUCCUGGGGGUAAACACACUUUAAACUUCUGCAGGAGACGGAUUUGCUUCGGAAAAGUGCAGCCUCGAACGCCACGUCGUCUAAAACAAACAAAGUCAAAACUGUUUCCCACUUUCGCCACAGCGGGACUUUAGGACACGAUGCUUGACCCGUCCUCCAGCGAAGACACCGGCGGCGAAUCUGACCCCGAAGUGGUCCAGGAGCCCCCGAGGAAAGGCUCCGCUUCAGUGUCGGUGAAGCGCGGUAACAGCAGCAGCGGGAGCAGCGGCGGGGGCAGUGGACGGGCUGGGGCACACAAGAGACCCCCAUCUGCACCUGCUGGAACCGCGGGGAAGGGGCCGAAGGACAGUGCAGCGCCCACGGAGGAAGAUGAGGAAAAGAAGGAGCGAGAAAAGCAGCAGAAGGAGGAAGAGGAGAGGAAAAUCAAACUGCAAAUUUACGUGUUUGUGCUGAGGUGCAUAGCGUACCCUUUCAACGCCAAGCAGCCCACAGACAUGGCCAGGAGGCAGCAGAAGGUGAACAAGCAGCAACUCCAGGCCGUGAAGGAGCGUUUCUUGUCUUUUCUGAACGGGGAGACUCAGAUUAUGGCUGACGAGGCUUUCUGCAACGCUGUGAGGAGCUACUACGAGGGGUUCUUGAAGAGCGAGCGCGUGUCCAGGAUGGUCCAAAGUGGCGGUUGUUCGGCCAGUGACUUCAGGGAGGUUUUUAAGAAGAACAUUGAACGCCGUGUCCGCAGCCUGCCGGAGAUCGACGGCUUGAGCAAAGAGACGGUGUUGAGCUCCUGGAUCGCCAAGUACGAUGCCAUCUACAGGGGGGACGAGGAGCUGCGGCGGGGGUCUCAGAGGGCUCAUCUCAGUGCGGUGUCGGAGCUCAUCCUCAGUAAAGAACAGCUCUACGAGAUGUUUCAGCAAAUCCUCGGCAUCAGGAAGUUUGAACACCAACUGCUGUACAACGCCUGCCAGUUAGAUAACGUGGAUGAGCAGGCGGCGCAGAUUCGACGAGAACUGGACGGGAGGCUGCAGCUGGCCGAAAAGAUUGCCAGGGAGCGGAGGUACCCGAAGCUGGUGUCCCCGGACAUGGAGGCCCUGUACGUGGAGGAGCUGAGGUCGUCCGUGAACCUGCUCAUGGCUAAUCUGGAGAGUUUACCGGUGUCUAAAGGAGGCCCAGACUUUAAACAGAAGCUCAAACGCUCCUCACUCAACAACUCCUUCUUAGACAUGGGCGACGAGGGAGAUAUCCUGUCCAAGUCUGACGUGGUGCUGUCGUUUAGUAUCGAGAUAGUGAUCAUAGAGGUACAAGGCCUGAAGUCGGUGGCUCCAAACAGAAUCGUUUACUGCACGAUGGAGGUGGAGGGGGGAGAGAAGUUGCAGACGGACCAGGCCGAAGCCUCCAGACCACAGUGGGGCACACAGGGCGACUUUGUGACCACUCACCCGCUGCCUUCAGUCAAAGUGAAGCUGUUCACUGAGAGCACCGGCGUCCUGGCUCUGGAGGACAAGGAGCUGGGCCGGGUGGUCUUAAACCCCACAACCAACGGGCCCAAACAGGCAGAGUUUCAUCGGAUGGUGGUCCCCAAAAACAGUCAGGACUCGGAGCUGAAGAUCAAACUGGCCGUUCGCAUGGAUAAGCCUCCCAACAUGAAGCACAGUGGAUAUCUCUACGCUUUGGGUCAGAGAGUUUGGAAACGCUGGAAACGAAGAUAUUUUGUUCUUGUUCAGGUGAGCCAGUACACCUUUGCCAUGUGCAGCUACAGAGAGAAGAAGGCAGAACCCCAAGAACUAAUGCAGCUGGAGGGAUACACUGUGGACUACUGCGACCCCCAGCCUGGUCUGCAGGGCGGCCGGGUGUUCUUUAACGCGGUGAGGGAGGGCGAGCUGGUCAUGUUUGCCUGUGAUGACGAGCAGGACCGGGUGCUAUGGGUCCAGGCCAUGUACCGGGCCACGGGACAGUCCUACAAACCCGUGCCUCCUCUCCAAAACAAGACCCUCAACUGCAGAGGGCCCAAUCAGAAGACCUCUUCGCCCAUCAGUUUGGACCCUUCCCAGCGUCAGGGUGUAGAGGGCCUCAUCUCAGCUCCUCCGUCCCGCUUCGACCACGCAACACUGUUCACCAUCUUACAGAAGUACACACUACAGCACCGAAUGAACGACUCUUUCUCCUGCCUGGGCUGGUUCAGUCCCGGUCAGGUCUUUGUCCUGGAUGAGUACUGCUCGCGGUACGGGGUGAGGGGCUGCCACAGACACCUGAGUUACCUCAAAGACCUGAUGGACUACUCUGAGAACAGCUCCCUGGUGGACCCCACGCUCCUCCAUUACAGCUACGCCUUCUGCGCCUCCCACGUGCACGGCAACAGACCAGAUGGUAUGGGGACAGUGACAGUGGAGGAGAAGGAGCAGUUUGAGGCUGUGAGGAGCCGCCUCAUGAUUCUACUCGAGGACCAGAUCACACACUUCAGGUACUGCUUUCCUUUUGGACGACCAGAUGGGGCCCUGAAGGCAACGCUUUCUCUACAAGAACGGGUGUUGAUGAAGGACAUCACCACUCCAGUGCCAGUAGAGGACAUGAAGAAACUAGUCCAGAGAUGUUUAGAGAAGGCCGCUCAGAUCAACUACAACCAGCUACUUGAAUAUGCUCAAAUUAAAGUGGACCCGCAGGCCGCUCCAGAGAAGAGGCUGGAGGACAUGAUGAGACUGGGGGAGCUCUGCAUCGAAGUCCUGCAGCAGAAUGAGGAGCAUCACUCUGAGGCAUUCUCGUGGUGGCCCGAGCUGAUGGCGGAGCACUCUGAGAGCUUCCUGUCCCUGUAUAGAGCGGAGAUGGACGCAGCGCUGCAGGUUCAGCCCGUAGACUCGUGGAACUGCUUCCCCCUCUUCCAGCUCCUCAACAACUACUUUCUGACUGACCCUCACCUGUGUAAUGGGGCCUUCCACAAACACCUGCAGGACCUGUUCAUGCCUCUGGUGGUGCGCUACAUCGACCUCAUGGAGUCGUCCAUCGCUCAGUCCAUCCACCGCGGCUUCGAGCAGGAGACGUGGCAGUCCGUCAAAUCAUUGACGAAUAAUUUAGCAAACGUCCCGCUGCCCAAAGUGCCCAGCCUCCCCCUCACCCUGCCCCAGAUGCCCAGCUUCUCUGCCCCCGCCUGGAUGGGACCCCUCUGUGAAAACACCCUGCAAGGAAUAAAUCUACCUGACAUCUUCAAUGGUACAGCCACGUCAGAAGACUUGUUCUGGAAGCUGGAUGCUCUGCAGAUGUUUGUGAUGGACCUGCACUGGCCUGAGCCUGAGUUUGCCAAACACCUGGAGCAGAGACUGAAGCUGAUGGCCAGCGACAUGAUGGAGGCCUGUGUCAAGAGAACCAAGUCAGCGUUUGACUCAAAGAUGCAGAAGUCCAGUAAGACCACAGAUUUCCGGGUGCCUCUCUCGGUCUGCACCAUGUUUAAUGUGCUGAUGGACGCCAAGAAGCAGUGCUCCAAGCUCUGUGUGCUGGACAUGGGCCAGGAGACUGACAAACAAUGGCAACAGUACCAUUCCAAAAUUGACGUGCUGAUCGACGACACGUUUAAGGAAAUGAUAGCCUCACUGGUGUCGAAGUUUUCUUCAGUUCUCGAUGGCGUCUUGUCCAAGCUCUCCAGAUACGACGAGGGGACCUUCUUCUCCUCCUUCCUGUCCUUCACCAAACCAGGGAUGGACUUGGCGGACACUUACAUCACAUUUGUGCGUCAGAACCAGGACAUCAUCCGAGACCGUGUCAAUGAUGAGCUCUACGUCGAAAAGGUUUUUGAUCAAUGGUACACCACCUCUAUGAAGUCCAUCUGUGUGUGGCUGACUGACCGCCUGGACCUGCAGCUUCACAUGUACCAGCUCAAAACCCUCAUCAAAAUCGUCAAGAAGAGCUACCGGGACUUCCGACUACAGGGUGUACUGGACGGGACGCUCAACAACAAGAGCUACGAGACCAUCUAUAACCGCCUGACAGUUGAGGAGGCUACGGCGGCGGUGAAGGCCGGAGAUGGGCUGCAGGGGAUCAGUAUGAGAGACAGUGAUGAAGAGGAUGAAUGA